AUGUCCCCGCACCUGUGGCUCCCACUGGCCAUCUUGGCCAUCCACCCCACACCAGGAGCCUUGGAGGACUCAGCUUUCACACCUACCCAAGAAGAACCUGAAGAUCUGGACUGCGGCCGCCCAACGCCCUCAGCCCGCAUCGUGGGGGGCUCCGACUCGCAGCCCGGGGCCUGGCCCUGGCAGGUGAGCCUGCAUCACGGCGGGGGCCACGUCUGCGGGGGCUCCCUCAUCGCCCCGUCUUGGAUCCUUUCUGCAGCUCACUGUUUCGUGACGAACGGGAGCCUGGAGCCCGCGGCCGAGUGGAUGGCCGUGCUGGGCGUGCACUCCCAGGACGGGCCCCUGGAAGGCGCGCACGUCCGCGCCGUGGCCGCCAUCCUCGUGCCGCCCAACUACAGCAAAGUGGAACUGGGCGGCGACCUGGCCCUGCUGCGCCUGGCCUCGCCCGCCAGGCUGGGCCCCGUCGUGCGGCCCGUCUGCCUGCCCCGCGCCUCGCACCGCUUCGCCCACGGCACCGCGUGCUGGGCUACCGGCUGGGGGGACGUCCAGGAGGCGGACCCUCUGCCCCUCCCAUGGGUGCUGCAGGAAGUGGAGCUAAGGCUGCUGGGAGAAGCUGCCUGUCAGUGCCUCUUCAGCAGGAGAGGCCCCUUCAACCUCACAUUACAACUACUGCCGGGGAUGCUUUGUGCUGGCUACCCAGAGGGCCGGAGGGAUACCUGCCAGGGUGACUCUGGGGGACCCCUGGUCUGUGAAGAGGGCGGCCGCUGGUUCCAGGCGGGGAUCACUAGCUUUGGCUUUGGCUGUGGCCGAAGGAACCGCCCUGGGAUCUUCACUGCUGUGGCACCCUAUGAAGCAUGGAUCCGAGACCACGUGAGCGGCUCCCAGCCCGGGCCUACCUUUCCCAAACAGCCCCAGGAGCCCCAGCCUGGCCCGGGGGAGCCCAGGGAAGAGAACUGCACCAUCGCCCACCCAACGUGUGGAAAAGCUCCACAACCAGGAGCCUGGCCCUGGGAGGCCCAGGUGAUGGUGCCGGGAUCCAGACCUUGCCAUGGGGCGCUGGUGUCUGAAAGCUGGGUCUUGGCACCUGCCAGCUGCUUUCUGGAGUCCUCCGCCUCCCCAUCCCGCAGCCCAGCCCGCGACCUGGAGGCCUGGCGCGUGCUGCUGCCCGCGCGGGCGCGCGCGGAGCGGGUGGCGCGCCUGGUGCCGCACGAGAACGCCUCGUGGGACGACGCCGCCGACCUGGCGCUGCUGCAGCUGCGCGCACCCGUCAACCUGAGCGCGCUCCCGCGGGCCGUGUGCCUGCCCCACCCGGAACACUACUUCCUGCCGGGGAGUCGCUGCCGCCUGGCUCGCUGGGGCCGCGGGGGUCCUGCGCUGGGACCCGAUACGCAGCUGGAGGCCGAGCUACUGAGCGGCUGGUGGUGUCAUUGCCUGUACAGCCGCCAGGGGGCGUCAGUGCCGCUACCGGGAGACCCGCCCCACGCGCUAUGCCCUGCCUACCAGGAGGAAGAGGAGGCGGGCCGAUGCUGGAAUGACUCCAGUUGGAGCCUCCUGUGUCGGGAGGAGGGAACCUGGUUUCUGGCUGGUCUCAGAGAUUCCUUCAGUGGUUGUCUCCGCCCGCGUGCCUUCUCCCCACUGCAAACCCACGGCCCAUGGAUCAGCCAUGUCACGCGGGGAGCCUACCUGGAGGACCAGCUAGCCUGGGACUGGGGUCCUGAAGGGGAGGAGACUGUAACCCAGACUUGUCCCCCUCGCACAGUGCAUGGUGCCUGUGGCCUGCGGCCAGAGGCUCCUCCCAGCAGAGUAUUGUGGCCCUGGUUGGCAGAAGUGCAUGUGGCUGGCGAUCGAGUCUGCACUGGCAUCCUCGUGGCCCCAGGCUGGGUGCUGGCAGCCACUCAUUGUGUCCUCAGGCUGGGCUCCACAACUGUGCCGUACAUUGAAGUGUAUCUGGGCCGUGCAGGGGCCAGCCCCCUCCCACACAGCCACCCAGUUUCCCGAUCUGUCAUCAGCAUCCGCUUGCCCAGGCACUUAGGACUUAGGCCUCCUCUGGCUCUCCUGGAGCUGAGCUCUCGGGUAGAACCCUCCCCAUCAGCCCUCCCCAUUUGCCUUCACCCCAGAGGUGUCCCCCCAGGAUCCAGCUGCUGGGUGCUGGGCUGGAAGGACCUCCAGGACCGAGUCCCGGUGGCUGCUACGGUCUCCAUUUUGACACCACAACUGUGCCAUUGCCUGUAUCAGGGCAUUCUGCCCCCUGGGACUCUCUGUGUCCUCUAUGCACAAGGAGAAGAAGACAGGUGUGAGGUGGCCUCAGCACCUCCACUCCUGUGCCAGACUGAGGGAGGAUCCUGGGUCCUCAUGGGCAUGGCUGUCCGAGGGAGCAACGAACUGUUUGCAGCCAUUGGCCCUGAAGAGGCGUGGAUCUCCCAAACUGUGGGCGAGGCCCAUAUCCUACCGCACAGUGGCGCCCCCUACUGGUCACCCGGUGGUAGCAACCUCUGUCCCCCAGACAUGGCUGGAGCCUCAGGCUCUGCUCCAGCUGCUGCUUUGUUCCUACUCUUACUGCCUCCCCUAAUCCAGGGCUGAGAGGGAGGGCCUGGUGCCCAGAAUCAUUUCUUCCCUACCAUUCAGCAGUGCUGGAAUGUGGCCCAACCGGCUCUCUCCCAGGCCUGGAGAGGACCUUGUGCACUUAGACUACAGCAGCCUCCAGAUACCUGCGCUGGCUAUUUUGGGCCCAGGAAUCUUGGGAGGGUGAUGUGGAGCAGCAGACAAUA
Molecule: messenger RNA, 2765 nt
Organism: Dipodomys spectabilis (banner-tailed kangaroo rat)
Lineage: Eukaryota; Metazoa; Chordata; Mammalia; Rodentia; Heteromyidae
Gene: Prss36
Product: serine protease 36
Exons: 15
Coding region: 1-2577 (858 amino acids)
Biological process (GO): proteolysis
Molecular function (GO): serine-type endopeptidase activity
Source: RefSeq, a predicted model, not a curated record